AUGAUCUUCCCGAUUUUCUUUGAGCUGCCUGUGCUGGGCAAGUUCUUUCAGUCUUAUGUGGCCGGGUGGAAAGUCGCCAUCUUCCACUUGGUCCAAAACUGGGAGAAGCAUACAGAAGCCAGCAAGGAGGUCGGAGAGCUCUUUGUGCCAAGUCCGACAGCUCAAACUUUGGUGCUGAAUGUGCUGGCCUACGUACUUCUUGUUGUGUGCUUGAACAGGUGGGCAGGCUUCUCAAUGGAAUAUCAGCGCUUUAUCGCGCUUUACUCCCUCCUCCCAACCUUGAUCAUGGGGUUCAUCUACUACUUCUACCUGUUUCGAGCAAAAAUCUUGCAAAUGACCUUCUCUGUAGUGGCUGGCUGGCUCAACAACUGGUUGAUGAUGAUGGGGAUCGCAAUGGUUUCCUUCUCGCAGUUGGCGCUCCGCUAUAUGGGACUACUUGUAGUGGAGAAGUUCUUGCCAUCUGCUUGGCAGGGAUACAUGACCUUUCCCAUGAGUACCAUCGAAACAUCAGUGAAGCACACCAUGCUCCUGCUUUAUGGCUUAGGUUUGGUCCUGUUGGUCACUACGCCUUUGUGGUGUGAAGGCCAUCGCCUGGUCUAUGAGAUGCUUGGACGGAAGGAUGCCGGCAAUGCCGGCCGCCUGAGUUUCUCCGAAGCGGUGAUGGAGAUUCUCUACACCACCUCCCAGCUGGCGGUGGUUUUGCAAGUGCAAACUGCCUUGGCCAUGAUACAGGAGGGCUUGGGAUGCCACUUCCACUACAUCCACUUUGUGGCAGUCAUUGUGGAGCACAUGUUCUUCCAUCAUAUGGUCCAGUUCAAGUUUGCAUGGCUUCAUAAGCUCUACCACGAGGUGCAGCCCCUUUAUCGUCUGGUCCACUUGGAGCACCACAUUUGCAAGGGAACCUAUCCGACAACGCCUGCCGCCGGACUUUGGGAGCCUUGGAUCGAAGGAGGGACCUUGUUCUUCUGCAACACCCUGGCCUGCGUCCCCUACUUCUUCUUCCACGCAGCCUCCUCCGGCCCCAAUGUGGUGGUGCAUACGAUGUGGCCGCACAAGUCCUGUAUCCAAUGGCAUACCCUCCACCAUGUGGUCCACAGCGACAUCUAUGCGUUGAACGUGCCGAGUGCCCAGGAUGAGAAGUUUUCACGAGAUGUGAAGCAGUACAAGGAACGACUCCAGUGCUCCUACUUCAUCCGCCACAAGUUCACUUCAGACAUAGCGGGCUUUGCCGCGACCUUCCUCGCUGGCUACAUCCUGCACCAGUCAGGAAUCGGCCUCUUCCAUGUGUGGCAUGAGCGAGUGCUGCACAGCCUUUAA
This is a messenger RNA of Symbiodinium natans, 1317 nucleotides long. Lineage: Eukaryota; Dinophyceae; Suessiales; Symbiodiniaceae. The record is from the annotation of a GenBank genome assembly.